GAGAAAUCAGAAGAAAAAGAACCAGAUGAAGAAGAAGAGGACGAGACUGAUCCGGACUAUGCAUUGAAGCCACGAUUUAUUGCAUGUCCUGAAGAUACUGAAUUCUGUGAAGCUUUAGAUAAAAUGAUUGCUGAAGCUUUAUUAUCAUCUUCUACUUCAGGGAAUAGUGGUGUUGGUAGUAGCAGUGUUAGUAGUAGUGGUACAGUUGUUGUUAAUGUAACUAGCGUUAACAAUAUUAAUAAUAACGAUACAAAUUCUACAUCAUCUCGUAUUCCCAGUGUAAAUGUUCUUCCUGCUCCAGAUAUACUACAGCUGGCAGCAGCAAAAAAUCGUUUAGCCAUCAAAGAUAGUGGUGGUUCAUCAUUAGUAACAACAAAUAAAAUUGGUCAACAAAUCGUGAAUCAUAAUGGUGGUUCGAUCCCGAUUCAUUCAAUGCCAACCAAUUCGAAUGAAGACAAUUUGAAAAUGAACAAUUCUCAUAUGUCAGCUAUGAAUGAUGAAGAUAAUCAGAAUACUGUACCUUUUACAUUAGUUUCACGUCGUGGUAAUAAACCGUAUCUAAUUCCGUUGGCAGUCCCUGAUUCAGUACAAUUUGCAGCACGUUAUAUUCAAGCUGCAGCUGCAGAGAGAGAAGAAAAAGCUCGAAUGAAACAACUGGUGCUUGAAAUGCAUGAAGCGCAGAAAGAAGAAGAAAUGGAAUGGGGUCAUUACGGCGGUCCGGAUGCUGUUUUGGCUCAUCAAUUCCCUAUCAAUGUGAAUCGUGAUCGUUGGGUAAAGUAUAACCAUCCAAAAGGGGCACCAGAUGCUGAUGCAGUUUUUGGAACACAUAG
Messenger RNA from Schistosoma turkestanicum, 830 nucleotides. The record is from the annotation of a GenBank genome assembly. NCBI's taxonomy places the organism in Eukaryota, Metazoa, Platyhelminthes, Trematoda, Strigeidida, Schistosomatidae.